AUGGCACCGCAAAUAGCCUCCAUCCAAUCGUUCUUCCAGCCAGAAACUCCCUCUGCUCAGAAAACGCAAAAGCCAGCACCGCAGCAUCGUCGACUUUCUGAUACCGGCGAUGGCUUCUCCUCCUCCGAGAUCGAGGCCGCUCUUCACCCUGCAUUGCACAAAUGGCAGCCACGCACAACGUACAACGAGACUGACAUUGGCGAUCUGGUCCCUGGCCCAGGUUGCGUAGCGCUGAUGGGCAGGAUCGUCAAUUUCCAUCACAUCGCGACACCUAGCAAGAUGCCCAAGGCUGCCCAGGGAUGCUUGAAGCUUGCUGUCAAAGACGAUACUGGAGCCUGCUCAGUGAAGCUCUGGUACGCAAAAGUUGACUACAAUCUCCGUCUCGGCCUGCUCGUCUCAAUCUGGACACCUCACGUCUCCAACGCGGAGUCCAGCUCCUUGACUGUGCAAGACACAUCUCUCGUCACCUCCAUCUUUCCCGAACGAGACAACAGCUGCUACUUCCUGGCGCAAGAACAGAGCGAUGAUAGCGUGAUGUGCAAGACUCCGUUGGGCUAUCGCGAUGGCAAACAGCUGGAUGGGUUGAUGACGUUGAAGAGCUUUAUCGAGGGAGGUCAUGAGCUUGCGGACGGGAAGAUUCUGGUAUGUGUGAAGAGUAUUGGGGGGAGAAAGAAGUGUGAGGAUUGCCCUGCUCCAAGGACAGAAGACGAACACGGUGGGCUGACCGUCUUCCUAGUCGUCACCAAGAAAGGCCAAGAAGCUGAGAAAGUGGACGUCAACGUGUUUGACGACACGGCAGAUGCCAAACUCACCCUCUGGGGGCCCCACUGUUCCUCUCCGGCCUACUGGAAGACAUCGUACACAGUCCUUCUCGUCACGCGCCCUGGCUUAUACGGUGACGGGAGACCACUACUCUCGCUGACCAAUAAUACCCAUGUGGAUGUUGACCCGUGCAUGACGGAUGCGUACUGGCUGAGGGGCCAUGCGCAGAGAUUGACGAAGAGGGAGCAUGUGAAUCAGCCGUUUCCGGAGGGUGUGUUUGAUGUUGAGGAGGCUGCGGAGUCGGAGCUGAGGAUUGUGUUUACGUUGGCCGAUAUCGAUGAGUUUGUUCGAGCAGCACCGGCGGAGCGCUACGUCGGAUAUCUCAGCCUGACGAUUGUUGAAUUGAACAUCUACUCGCUUUAUCAACGCAACAUGCUACUGUGCACUGAGUGCUGCGGUGUCCCGAUCUUCGCCAACGCUAUCACCACAAAGUGCAAGCAGUGCGAGAAAGACUUGGUCCUGCGCAUCAAUCCGCGCUUGGUGGGACUCCUGAUAGAUGAAACCGGCGCCAUCACCUGCGGCAAGCUCGUAUGGUCUGACGACGCAUGGGGACAGCUCCUGGGCCGCACUGCAGAAGAGCUGGCUGGUUCGAAUCUGACGCUGCUGAAGUAUCUGGAGAACCGUUUGCUAUUCUUGAAGCUUGCUGUUAUGUUCGGGUGGAGUGAGGAUGUGGGCAAGCUAUGCGUUCUAAGGGUUACAAUUGUCUGA
Messenger RNA from Letharia lupina, 1530 nucleotides. RefSeq lists its product as uncharacterized. NCBI's taxonomy places the organism in Eukaryota, Fungi, Ascomycota, Lecanoromycetes, Lecanorales, Parmeliaceae. The record is from RefSeq and is a predicted model, not a curated record. Gene Ontology annotation, biological process: resolution of meiotic recombination intermediates. Gene Ontology annotation, molecular function: single-stranded DNA 3'-5' DNA exonuclease activity; single-stranded DNA binding. The transcript has 7 exons. The coding region runs from base 1 to 1530 and encodes 509 amino acids.